This is a messenger RNA of Vanessa tameamea, 1158 nucleotides long. Its product is annotated as Na(+)/H(+) exchange regulatory cofactor NHE-RF2. Gene Ontology annotation, biological process: protein localization to plasma membrane. The record is from RefSeq and is a predicted model, not a curated record. NCBI's taxonomy places the organism in Eukaryota, Metazoa, Arthropoda, Insecta, Lepidoptera, Nymphalidae. The transcript has a single exon. Gene Ontology annotation, molecular function: protein binding; protein-membrane adaptor activity. The coding region runs from base 76 to 639 and encodes 187 amino acids. Gene Ontology annotation, cellular component: apical plasma membrane.
AGGUGUGCGGCGCGGACGCGGGAGGCAGUGGCUCGGAGCGUGCGGUAGCAAUCGCGCGCAUUCACAGUCAUAGUUAUGGCUGCGAACGGGUCGGCGGCCGCGGAGUCGCGGCUCUGCCACGUGCGGAAGGUGCCUAAUUUCGAUGGAUACGGAUUCAAUUUACAUGCUGAGAAAGGCAAGCCUGGACAGUACAUCGGCAAAGUUGACGACGGUUCCCCGGCUGAGACAGCCGGCUUGCGCCGCGGAGAUCGCAUCCUAGAAGUCAACGGGCAAAGCAUCGCCGGAGAAACGCAUAAGCAAGUAGUCGCGCGUAUCAAGCAACGACCUGAUGAUGCGGAAUUGCUCGUAGUCGCUCCGGCUCCGGGCGAGCCCGUUCCCGAUCUCGAUGCUCCCGAGCGACCGGCUUCUGCAGGAUCAGUAUCCGCGCAAUCUGCAAAUGCUUCUUCGCCAGCGAGUACAAACGAUUCCUCGCCAAUUACUGAUCGCAACGAGUCGCCUUCGUCGGAGCCUCCACCACGCCUCAAUCUUCAAAUGACAGCCGCCGAGAUGCGCGCGCAACUCGCUGCGAAAAAAAAAGUUGAUCCUAAGAAGGUGCCUAUGGAUCUAAAGUCGAAGUUUGACAUCGUGAAGAAACUAUGAGGUGCUAGGAGCGGUAGUGUGCGUACGAGGGUGUAGUGCGUGUCGUAGGCUGCGCAUACGGCGCCGCUACAUGUCGUACAGUGCGGAGUGCUGUGUGGCUGUGUGCGUGGGUCACACCGGCGGCGACGGCCGCGCGGCAGGUGCGGGCGCGGCGGCGCGGGGUGCUCUCCUCGCGCCUCGCCCCGGGUUGUUAUCGUCGUACGGUGACAUCAGUGCUCUUCGAAAUCACGUUUGAUUUGCGAUCUUAUUCCCUAGUACAAUAAUUUUAGUAUUUUAAUGCGCCGCUGCUUCACCCGACAGAAUGUAACAUAUCGUGCCUUUCAUUUAUUGCCAUUGAAUGUUGUACAUAGUACAUAGGUACUGCUCGUUAUUAAGGAAUUCUAUUGAAAUUUAAUAUUAUUUUAAUUAUAAUUUAAGAGGAAAAUCGAUUUUUAUGAAAUGAUUACCUAAAUGUGUAGUUAGAUUUAUAUAAAAACUAAGUGCAAUUAUUGUUGAGUGAUCAAUAAAGGAUGUUUAAAA